Diaporthe citri is the source of this 1284-nucleotide messenger RNA. RefSeq lists its product as uncharacterized. Bases 1 to 1284 code for a protein of 427 amino acids. The transcript has 2 exons. Lineage: Eukaryota; Fungi; Ascomycota; Sordariomycetes; Diaporthales; Diaporthaceae. The record is from RefSeq and is a predicted model, not a curated record.
AUGGAGGUGACUGAGGAUGAGAAGUCUCGACAAGAGGCCCGCGACAAGAAGAAGAUAUUGAAGCGCAAAGAAGCCCAGCGCGCCGCGCGCAAGCUUGAGCGCAAGAUAAAACGAGAGGGAAAGGCCGAGGCCAAGGCCGCCCGCAAGUCCAACGUCAAGCGCGCAGGGAAAUGGACCGGUGAGCGCAAGGAGCUGGACAAGCUGAAGAAGGCCGCCAACAAGGCCGCGAAGCUCGAGAAAAAGAAGCGGCGCGAGGAGUCGAAGGCGGCAAAGCUGCAGCAGCAGGACGAGAAGCUACAGGCCGAGGCGGAGAGGGCCAGGGCCAGGCAGGCGCACCUGGCUGAGCUCCAGGAGCAGGAGAGCACGGUGAUGGAAAAGCUAGAUGAGGAGGCCGUCGAGGGGACCGGGGAGACGGACGACUACAUCCCACUUGACGACGAAAAACCCCGCAAGAAGGAUAAGAAGAGCAAAAAGUCGAAGACGGCACAGGACGAAGAGGCCAUCGAGCACAAGCCAGCCAAGAAAGAGAAGAAGAACAAGAAGCAGAACCAAGAAGCCGAGACUGAAAACACUACGACCGAGAUCAAGGAGGCUGAGAGGCCUUCAAAGAAGGACAAGAAGCGCAAGCGUGACGCCGACGCCGACGAGAUUUCUGCGGAUGCUCCGGCAGAUACGGAAUCACCAGCAAAGCAGAAGGCGAAAAAGGACAAGGAGGACAAGAAACAAAGGGCAGAGAUCGAGACUGAGGCUGCGCCAGCGGAUGAACCAGCCGAUGAGCAACCUCCCGCCAAGAAGUCCAAGAAGUCUAAGAAGCGAGACCGAGAAGAGGAGGCCCCCGAUGCCACGGCGGACGUCCCUGCCCCGGCCGCCGUCCCGGCCGACGAGGUGGAGCUGAAGAAAGCAAAGAAGGACAAGAAAUCCAAGAAGGAGAAGAAGAAGGCAGCCGCGGAGUCUGGUGGCAAGGACAAGACUGGUCAGGACACAGCAGACAGCGAGAAGAAGCAGCCCGCGCAGGCCGAGAAAGCUGCGGCAGCGGCAGCGGCAGCCGAGGCCGCCAACUGGAACGUUGGUGAGCUUGAGGGCGGCGCAUCCAGGCAGGCCAAGUUCCUGCGGCUCCUGGGCGGCAAGGGCGCCGGUGGUGCCGCUGCUGCGUCUGCUACAUCCGGGGCGGCGCGGCCGCACUUCAACGUGAACCAAGUCACGGGGGACCUGGAGAAGCAGUUUGAGGCCGGGCGCAGGAUGAAGCACGACAUGGGCGGGCAGCGCAAGGGCCUGGGGGCAUAA